CGUGCAUGUCGAGAUCGAUUUUAUUGUGGGAUAUCAGCCAAUACCUGCUGCUUAAAAAUAUCGUCAUUGAUCGUAGAAUUUAAAUAUGAAAUAACCAAAUUUAAGAACUCAUACAAGUUCAAUUUAAAUAUACAGCUUUCAUGUUUGGUCAAAUCAAGAUAAGUUAGUUUUGAGCUGCGACAUUGAAUGGAUCAUUGCCUAUUACCUUAAAAACCCGAAAAACACAGCGCGACGAAUGAUCAGAGACCAAUAGUGAAGAGUUUGAGCCUACAUGCACAAAGCUUCUGCUCAUUGCCUGUGAUACCAUACAAUGAUGACCACCGUGAUGAGAUUACUCCGGGAAGGAACGACUUUCAUCCUUCUGUGCCAAAUAAUUGUAGUUGCUGUAGCCUUACCAAAGAGACAGAUCAGGGAAAGGGUACCAGAAAUAUGGCGACCUGGGAACAUGACAGCUGAGGAGUGGUACGAAAGCCAUGGCCAAACUAAAGAAAUAUGGGGGGUUGUUGUAGAAAAAAUGAAACAACUACAAGACAAGUAUUAUAAAACCUUCAUCAGUGAUGUCCCGCCGCCACAAGGACAAGUGUCUGACCCAGUGCCUGAGGGAUCCUACUUGAUGGACGAUGACAUUCUGCUGACACCUGAACAGGUGGACUACCUCAUAAGCCUAAUGCCCGAUCCUUAUAGUAGAAAGAAAAGAAAGAUUCAGCCUUUUGACAAUGGAUUUCCAUUGGCAAAAUGGCCAUUUCCAAUUCGAUACAAGUUUGAUGGCAUGCAUUCUGAAUCUCAGAGGGCAGCCAUACGAGCAGCUAUUGUCGACUGGGAAGCAAUGACUUGUCUAGAAUUCGAAGAGGUCCCCACGAUGGAGCCAGUCAAUGAGCCUCAUAUCAUAUUCACUAAACUGUCGGGAUGCUAUUCUUAUAUCGGAAGACAGGCCUAUAUCGUUCCUCAACAAAUUAAUUUAGCGUCAAACUGCAUCACCUGGCAUGGAACAAUCGCUCAUGAAAUAGGACAUGCAAUAGGAUUCUGGCAUGAACAAGCACGGACUGAUAGAGACACCUAUGUUGAAGUGAUCAAUGAUAAUAUCAAGAAUGGUUACCAAAGUCAGUUCAUGAAGCUAUGGGCUGGAUCAAUUGAGGAUUUAGGUGUAGAAUAUGACCUUAGCUCCGCAAUGCACUACUCAUCCAAGGCGUUUUCUAAAAACUACGGAUACACCUUGAAAACCAAAGAUCCUCUAUACCAAAAUACCAUCGGCCAGAGAACUGGUCUUUCCUUUCUUGAUGUGAAGCUGGCAAAUAUGGCAUAUUGCAAGGGUAAAUGCAAGACUCCUUUGCGUGAACAUUGUCAGCAUGGUGGCUAUCAAGAUCCCCUUAAGUGUGACAGAUGUAGGUGCCCCGACGGUUGGGCUGGGACACAUUGUGAACAACUACAGUCAUCUAUAAAUGCACAGUGUGGAGGGAAAAUAUUGCUGGAACCAGGCUUUCAAAAAUUCAUCAGAUCACCUGGUUAUAAUAAUCCUGGACACUAUGACAAUAAUGUGGGGUGCAACUGGCUGUUUGAGACACCUGUAGGCUACCGACCAGUUUUGACCUUUACUGGUGCAUUUGGCUUGUACUGUGUAGAUUCUAGUCUUGGGAAUGCAUGCUUCCAUUGGGUUGAAAUACGCAAAGAGAAACAUCUCGGUCUACCGGGCCCAAGAUUUUGCUGUUAUUCAACACCACUGGAGCCAUUGAGUGCUACUACAAACCAAAUGAUGGUUAUUCUUAGGUCUAACUUCACAUCCAGUUCAUUUAGAAGACGUGGAUUCCAAGCUUUAGUUUAUGCUGAAAACAUCAAUGAAUGUGAGGAUCUACCUUGUAACAAUGGCGGUGUGUGUAUUGAUGGAAUCAAUGACUACACGUGUAACUGUCCUGAAGGAUUCACGGGAAAGAACUGUAGCACUGAGAGUACCAAUCCAUGUGAUAACAAUCCUUGUUUCAAUGGUGGCGAGUGUGAACCAAUCAACCAUAAUACCAACUUCAAGUGCCAUUGUCCACUAGGGUUUACUGGAUCAAGAUGCAUCUUUGGUUGCGGCGGUUGCUCAGAUGCGCUUGUUCCUGGUACGAUCCAGCCUCGUUGCAACGUUACCGUGAAUACAACGUGCUACAGAUAUGAAGACGAUUAUAUAAACAACGAGGUCGUCUGGAAAGUCAUUCCAUAUCCAUGUACAAAAGAAGAACCCAUCUGUUGUAAAAGAGCUUUAUUCAACCCUCAGAUCAAGAAGUGUGAAGUUCCCAAGUACUCACAAUGGAGUGACUGGUCUCAAUGUUCAGAGAGUUGUGGUGCUUUUGGUAAACGACACCGGUACCGUAAUAAUAUUCUUAAACAGAGCAUGAGAGAUGUUACCAAGGGAUUGAACUUUCGAGAAACAGACAUCGAGCAUUGCAAUUUCCAACAAUGUCCUCAAACAAAUGACUGCCAGGCUGCUAGAGAUAUUACAUUUAUAUGCUCAUAUUUCCCAUGGUAUCCACCCUGUAACAGGCCCUGUCCAGUUUGUAAAUCUGGUUACACAGUGAAAGAUGGAAUGUGUACACGAUGA
Owenia fusiformis is the source of this 2575-nucleotide messenger RNA. The record is from the annotation of a GenBank genome assembly. NCBI's taxonomy places the organism in Eukaryota, Metazoa, Annelida, Polychaeta, Sabellida, Oweniidae.